Messenger RNA from Indicator indicator, 891 nucleotides. RefSeq names its product M1-specific T cell receptor alpha chain-like. The transcript is spliced from 7 exons. The record is from RefSeq and is a predicted model, not a curated record. Gene Ontology annotation, molecular function: peptide antigen binding. Bases 22 to 891 code for a protein of 289 amino acids. NCBI's taxonomy places the organism in Eukaryota, Metazoa, Chordata, Aves, Piciformes, Indicatoridae.
AACAGGCAGCUUGGUCUCCACAUGCACCUCGCAUACCUCAUCCUCACUGCCUUUCUGGGGCAGUGGCUGGGCACCAUGGGGCAGGUCACUGUCACCCAGCAAGAAGGACAAGUCACAGUGAAGCAGGGAGACACCUUCCACACCACCUGCACUUACCAGGCAUCAGAGUUUCAAGGUUUGCUCUGGUACCAGCAGAAGAGCGACCAAGCUCCCCAGCUGCUCUCGCAUCAGGCAGCAGCUGGCCCCAAGCCCAGCGGCCGUCUGACCACGCUGCUGAACACCACGGGGAAAUACAGCCUGCUGCAGCUGGAGGAAGUGGAGGUCUCUGACAGUGCCUUGUACCUCUGUGCUGUGGGUGACACCCUGGAAAUGCUGUGUGGGUAUGGAUCCAGCUCUGGCAAGCUGACCUUUGGCUCAGGGAGCAGAGUGUCUGUGCAGCCCAAUGUCACUCCAUCCCCUUCAGUCUACAGGCUGACCUCUCCAGAUGGUGAGGAUCUGGAAAUGUGCCUUAUCACAGACUACUGCCCUGAGCAGCUUACUCUGAACUUCACUGACAAGCAGACGGAUGCUGUUGUGGAGGUGGCAACAGCUGAGCACAGGCGGGAAGCAAGCUACCUGUCCACCUACUGGGCCAGGAAGGCUGAAAUGCAGUGUGGUGCAAACCAUGAGGGCUUUGGGGAGCUGGAGGGAGAGGAUCCUGACAGUGGUGCCAGCUCUGUCUGUGUCACAGAGAUGUCUCUACACUUCAGGACAGAUGAAAACCUGAACUUGCUGUCUUUGACACAGCUGAGCCUGAAGAUCACUUUGCUGAAAGGAGUCCUUUUCAACGUGCUGAUGACGAUGCUCGUGUGGAAAAUCAAGAAUGACAGUGACCAGAUGGUGCAGUUCUGA